AGAGACCUGAGAACUGUGGUGGGAUCGAAUCCAGUCUGGCCAAAGAUCGGCAAUCGAGGAAGUCGAGCUUGUAGGAUUCAGCUUGUGCAUGGAUUGCCACUAAGAUCAAGUAUAGAAUCCUUGAUCAACUAUUUGCAGAGUGAAAUCGUUUGGUUUCAAAUAAUCUACUUUUUGCGGUAAAGUUGAAUCUAGUUGUUGGUGCAUUAUCAAGCUGUGCAUAUGAAUUUGCUAAUAUGACACUUAAAUGGGGUAUUCAUAAUUAAAUGGGGAUAAACCGAAGGACCACCUGUUAAGGCAUGCUCAAGCAGACUUCCUCCCCUAUUUUCAUGCAUCCACGGGUGACAACCUUGACUUGAACAAGGAAGCUGAACGUUUUACUUUUGUAGUCAAGACAGCAAACUGUUGAUAAGAGGAGCUAUCAUGUAACAUGGAAUGAUCUUCAUAUACUUAUAUUCUUGAAGGUUGAGAGAGUCAGAGAUAAUAUACAAAGCAAGCUUAUACAAGAAGCAAUGUUUACAUUGUUUUACGGCCUUUGGAAAUAUAUGUUCAGUAAGAUAGAGUUUCAUGUGCUUAUUCUUGGAAUUGACAAGGCUGGAAAAACGACUUUAUUGGAGAAGUUGAAAUCCACGUACUCUAACUUAGAAGGGCUUCCUCCUGAUCGAAUUGUUCCAACCGUUGGACUAAACAUUGGUCGGAUAGAAGCAUCAAAUUCAAAACUUGUAUUCUGGGACCUGGGAGGCCAGCCUGGACUUAGAUCAAUAUGGGAGAAAUAUUAUGAAGAAGCGCAUGCUGUGAUAUUUGUUAUAGAUGCUGCAUGUCCCUCACGCUUUGAAGAUGCCAAGUCUGCACUUGAAAAGGUACUUCGGCAUGAGGAUUUACAAGGAGCACCUCUUUUAAUAUUAGCAAACAAGCAGGAUCUUCCUGAAGCGGUAUCAGCGGAAGAACUUGGUCGUUACCUAGAUCUAAAGAAGCUGGGUGAAAGAGUUUACAUGUUUGAAGCUGUGUCAGGCUAUGAUGGAAUGGGGAUAAAGGAAGGUGUAGAGUGGUUGGUGGAAGUGAUGGAGAGAAGUAAGAGGACCGAAAUGUUGAGAGUUCGGGCUGGUGCUAUGGGUUCAGGCCCUGCAUAGGAGGAUCUUAAAGUCAAAUUUAGCUGUUUAACCAUUCCUUCAUAUCUUUUUAAAACCAAAUUGGGAUGUAAAUGACUCCGUCGUUGGGGAAGCAAAAGGAAAGAAAAGGAAAGCUUCUGAUUGCAGAUCACCCUGAUCCUGAGAUUUCAUACCAUGGUCGAAAUUGUAAUACAGUAGAAGCUUCAUCAGGGCGAGCAAAAUCAAUUUUUAAGUCCUUGAGAUGGAGGACUUUUCUGCUUCUAUAGUUCUGCCUAGGAAUGUGAACUCCGCAGUCUUUGGUUGAUGUGAAACUUGUUUAGUGAUUAGAUAAAUCAAUCAAUUAUAAAUAUAUCCCAUAUCUUUUCUGCCGAAAA
Neltuma alba is the source of this 1480-nucleotide messenger RNA. RefSeq names its product ADP-ribosylation factor-related protein 1. Bases 510 to 1127 code for a protein of 205 amino acids. Gene Ontology annotation, molecular function: GTP binding; GTPase activity. The record is from RefSeq and is a predicted model, not a curated record. Gene Ontology annotation, cellular component: Golgi apparatus. Lineage: Eukaryota; Viridiplantae; Streptophyta; Magnoliopsida; Fabales; Fabaceae. The transcript has 7 exons. Gene Ontology annotation, biological process: protein localization to Golgi apparatus; intracellular protein transport; Golgi to plasma membrane protein transport.